This is a messenger RNA of Vicia villosa (hairy vetch), 1354 nucleotides long. RefSeq lists its product as uncharacterized. The coding region runs from base 150 to 1109 and encodes 319 amino acids. The transcript has 12 exons. Gene Ontology annotation, molecular function: oxidoreductase activity. Gene Ontology annotation, cellular component: membrane. The record is from RefSeq and is a predicted model, not a curated record. Lineage: Eukaryota; Viridiplantae; Streptophyta; Magnoliopsida; Fabales; Fabaceae.
UGAAUGAUAAAUGACCGACGACCAUGAAGGCAUUCAAAAGACAAUUCUUAACGCCCAUUCCAUUUCCAUUCAAUUUAAUUUCAUGUCAAUAGAACAAACACUCGGUAGGCACUCUCUCUAAACCUUCUAGCAGCAUAGCAGCAAUAGCAAUGUUGGUGCUCAUCCUUUCCAUCUUCCUCUUCUUCCUCUUCUUAUUCAAAUUCGCCACCGCAUAUGCCGAUUUCACUUUGAUGUCAAAAAAGCACCCAAAACGUGAAUUGAUUGAAGAUAAGGUUUUUUGGAUUACUGGUGCCAGCCGUGGAAUUGGGGAAGUUCUAGCUCAACAGCUUGCAAGUUUAGGGGCCAAGUUAAUAAUCUCAGCAAGGAAUGAAGCUGACCUAAACCGAGUAAAGUUGCAGCUGAAAGGUAAGCAUGCACCUGACGGGAUCAAGAUUUUACCGUUGGAUUUAACGUCAGGAGAAGAUUCUCUUAGGAAGGUUGUCGAUGUAGCAGAAUCCCUUUUUCCGGAUUCUGGUGUUGAUUAUAUGAUUCAUAAUGCUGCGUAUGAGCGUCCGAAAUCAUCCGUCUUAGAUGUGACUGAGGAUAGUCUCAAGGCAAUCUUUGAUGUCAAUGUUCUGGGGACAAUAACUCUUACAAAGCUCCUGACACCUUUCAUGUUGAAGAGGGGUAAAGGUCAUUUUGUGGUGAUGAGUAGCGCAGCAGGAAAGACACCUGCGCCAGGUCAGGCUAUAUACUCGGCUUCUAAAUUUGCACUAAAUGGGUACUUCCAUUCAUUGCGUUCAGAGCUCUGUCAGAAAGGAAUCCAGGUAACUGUUGUCUGUCCUGGUCCUAUACAAACAGUAAAUAACGCUGGAUCGCAGGUCCCAUCUGAGAAGCGUGUGUCAGCGGAGAAGUGUGCCGAGUUGACGAUUAUUGCCGCAACCCAUGGCUUAAAGGAAGCUUGGAUAUCAUAUCAGCCUGUUCUUGUUGUCAUGUACCUUGUUCAGUACAUGCCAACUAUUGGUUAUUGGGUCAUGGACAAGGUUGGUAAAAGUCGAGUGGAGGCUGCUGCAGAGAAGGGAAGCACUUACUCUUUGAGUCUACUAUUUGGAAAAAAGAAGGCAGGAUGAUGUCUAUAGAUACAUGUUUUUCAACAGCAACAAAAAUGAAAUACAAUUUAUUUGGAGGUUAUUAUAUCAAACUGAGUAACACCCUUUCUGACAGUUGACAAAUUAUAACAUAUAAAGUAUCUACUUGAACAAUAAAAGAGUAAUAUGGUACCAUAAAAUUUCUGCCAUAGCUAAAUCCAAGUCAGUCAGACCUUGCAUUUGCAUGAGAGUAAUUCUAAAGGUGCAACAUGUGAUCUUCUCUAUGA